AUGCCCUCCCCCUCUGACUCCAGCAGUGUGGCGUCGGGGUCCAGAGGGUGGUCGGACAGCCGAAGGGGCAUGUCGGCGCGGGGCAGUGCUCGUCUGCUGCUCUACCUGGGAUUGUGCCACCUGGGUCUAGGCGCUAUGGUGUUGGCCUUCUCCUUCACCAGUAUGGCCUUCACCUCCUCGGCUCGCGUCAGGCAGUCCUGUCCCUUCUGGGCGGGCUUCUUUGUGGUUGCAUCAGGAAUUGUUGGGAUCAUCUCUUGGAGGAGACCGUUGACUUUAGUGGUGUCUCUGUUCAUGCUGCUGUCUGCAGUCUGUGUGAUCCUGAGUCUCGCGGGCUCCAUGCUCUCCUGUCAGAACGCACAGAUGGUCAAGAACAUGCUCACCUGUCAGGUGGAGAACGGUCUGUGUGUCUGCUGUGCCCCCACUCACUCCUGCUCCAUCACAGAAGAAGAGACCCUGGUCCUGUAUCUGAACGCAGACUGCCACUCAGUGCGACAUCAGCUCAAAGACCUUUUGUUCAGUGCGUGUGGCCUCAGCAUCCUCUCCACCAUCAUCUGUACUCUCUCCACUGUCACCUGCAGCAUUCACAUAUUCUCCCUGGACCUUGUGCACCUGCUGGCUCCACAUCGCACUCGUUCUGUCAACCCAGAAUGCACCACUCCACAGGACGCCUUUCUCACUAACAUCAUGGACUUUGAGGAGUUUGUCCCACCAAUCCCCCCUCCCCCGUACUAUCCUCCCGAAUACACCUGCAGCUCAGAGACAGACGCACAAAGCAUCACUUAUAAUGGGUCUAUGGAGAGUCCAGUUCCUCUUUACCCCACGGACUGCCCUCCUCCUUAUGAAGCUGUGAUGGGACAGAGAGCUGCCAGCCAGGGAACUAUGUUUGAUGCGAAUGGAGCUGAGGUUUCUGGAGAGCGGGCAACAUCCACAGCUUUUAGUGGUGAAGUGUCUAUGGACAGUGGAUCCCUGCUUAUGUCUGAGAUUGUGGACAUCCCAGACGACUCCUCCCCCUCAGAGGACUCCUGUCUGAUGGAGGUGGGCUUGAGGCCCCAGGGGGAGCGAGGGGUGAGGAGCACCAGUGAGGGGGACACGGGCGAGGGCAGCACCUACAUCAGCUUCCGUGGACCCCCAUCCCAAACACCAGAGAGCCCACUGGCAGGAGGGCCCAGAGCGAGAAGGUUCCUGAGGUCAGAGAGAUCCAACUCAUGUUCCUCCCCCAGCACAGCCACCAUUACAUACAGGUCCCCAGUAUCGCGCCGUCAGGCUUUGUUAACCAGCAGCUGCUCCCAGUUGGAGGCGAUGGCUGCCUCUAUGGGUCCUCAUCAGUCUACUGUCCCAGAGAUCCAAGUCCGGCCCUCUACUCCCUCCACCCAGGGAGCAGGACCAACCCCAUCUCCAGCGGACAGUAGACAGACCUCCCAAAGCCAGGGGGCAGUUCAAAACCUUCCCCUGUACUUGAGGCGGAGAGCGGGGAAAGGCGAUGGAGGGAGAAGGAGAGAAAACGACACUUUCCUUGGUCUGGUGAGGUCUCAUAGUGAACCUGGCAUCGCCUCUUCUACAGAUACAGUUGAUUUUGGAUCUGGAAGCAGUAAGGAGGCUUUCCUCACAUCGACUGACACAGCUCCAGGAUCUGAAGCCUGUCUGUUGCCUCGUGUUCCUCCCACUGCUGCUGCUCUGCCCCGAAAAGGCAGCGUCAAAGCCGUGUCGACAGGAGGACAUGUACCCGCUAAACCCUCACCCACCUCCCCACGACGCCUGCCCAAAGACUGCCACCGGUCUCUAGGGGAUCUUAAGGUGACUCGAGUUUUGAUGGCUCGCUUUCUUCAACGCUCUAAACGUAACUUAGCGCCUUCUACUGAGCAUGCGGUAAAUAACACACAAGGCCCAAAGAGGAGGGGAGGGUCUGAAGGAAAUGGCCCGAACCAUGGUCCUCCAGAGCAGGUGUUGAGAGCCCCUUGGAACACCACCCGAGUUCAUCCUAACCAGCGUCAGUCUCAUCAUCGCGGACACCACCACUCCCACAGCGACAGUCGACACAACCGCUCCCACAGCAGCCACGUCCCCGAGGGAAUUCACCUGCGCAGCUGCGGAGACCUGAGCUCCUCCUCUUUUGCAUCGCUACGGCGACUAGUGACUCCUCAUGGGUCGUCUGGAGCGUUGUACUCGGAGUCUGCACUGUGAACAUGAAGGGGAGGCGAGAGACAAGUUUCAAUGGAAGGACAUAAAACUGAUGCCUCCCCCUGUCUGUUCAUUUUCUAAGCUAACAGCCUUAUGAAGUGGUGCUUUCAUUACAAACUGAGUCACUGGAUGUACACAUCAGAGAAUUCCACUCACUGGUCAUUCGUCACUGGAUGAAGACAAACUAGAAGAAACUUAUGUGUUAUAUCUUACCAGCCUCUUAAGUCUUUAAUCUGCAAACUCUAACAAUACUUGUGUAU
This is a messenger RNA of Boleophthalmus pectinirostris (great blue-spotted mudskipper), 2438 nucleotides long. It is a transcript of the gene entrep3, whose product is annotated as family with sequence similarity 189 member B. Gene Ontology annotation, cellular component: membrane. The record is from RefSeq and is a predicted model, not a curated record. Bases 1 to 2181 code for a protein of 726 amino acids. Lineage: Eukaryota; Metazoa; Chordata; Actinopteri; Gobiiformes; Gobiidae. The transcript is spliced from 14 exons.